UGCGCGUAUAGAAAUCGAUCUCAAUAAUGCAGUUCAAGUGCAGAAAAUUGCACAGAGUUAAUAAGAACUCAUUAUUUGUGUAAAGAAUUUGAUUUUAAAGCAUCUCCAAAGUAUCAGAUGACAAUUCAACUGACUGAUACUACGCCAUUUUAUUACGAUCCAGGACGUCUUCCUAACCAUGAGAAGUAGAAGGUAGUUAUUGUGGAGGAUAUCUUAGAAAAGAAAGUAAUCGGACAUUGAUCUUAGUCAAGAUAAAGUCAGGAGAACUUCGUAUGUGCGUUGACUAUCAUGAUUUUAAUAAGAAAAUUGAAAAAAAAAUUUCCCGUUACCCCUUAUUGAGGAUUAUCUCGAAUUUUUAAAACAACGGAUCUGUUUCUCAAUUAAAGACCUCAAUUUACUAAUUUCCUACAAGAACGAGGGAUUGAGCACAUUAAGGGAACUACGGUCACACUGCAGGCUCAUGGUCAACUCGAGCAUCUCAAUCGCGUCCUGACACUGAUGCUUGGUAAAUUGUCUGAACCCCUACUGCGAGAUGAUUGAAAAAAUUCAGAUUAGCCCUCAGAAGACACGUUGUUAUUCGGAAUACCACAGUAAGAACCUGUUGUUGAAUAGUUUGUACCUAAUUACCGAGGCCCAUACAGGAUCAAUCGAAUGCUUGCUAACGAUCGUUAUAAAUGGUAGACAUUGAGGAUUGCAAGUUAACACAAUUGCCGUUCCGAAGUCUAUUAGACCCAGCAAAACUUAAACCUUCGUUGCAGUGCAAAAAUAAUACGAUAGAUUUAUGUUGUUAAUAUGUGCGUAAGCAAUGGAUGAACGUUAAUAUAUAUGGUCGAUCUGUAGUCACGUUGGCCGAAUGUAAAAUCUGGAAUACUGUGAAUGUAAAUUCUAACAAAUCAGCUGUUAACUUAGUUAUCGAUAAGAUUGCACCAUAUACGGACUCAUCAGUGAUCAGACCAAAGAGAUUUUUUAAAUCUUGAGCAUUUCCACGUCUGACGCCAAAAUGCUUAAAAUUCUCUCAAAACAUUCCGCUGUGUUUCGUCAAAAUCGAUUUGAAUCAUUAUAGACUAUGCUUGCUAAAUGCAUUUUCGCCAAUCAAUAUGUUGCUCUUGCCCUUUGCGACUGGUCAUUGUUACAACAGAAACGUCGAAACUUGGCCCGACGACACUGCUCUCCUCGAGAAACAUCAUCAUAUUUCGCAAAAAUGUCUCGUAUCGGUUGCAAUGAAAUUGAUAAUUUAAUGCAAAAUUUACAAAACGCCAUUAAGCCUGGCAAGCCCCUUGAUUUGAAACCUCUUAUUCUUAAAGCAUGCGCAAAUAUGUUUAGUCAAUAUAUGUGCUCAAUGCGGUUCGAUUAUGAAGACAAAGAAUUUCAACAAGUUGUUCUGUAUUUCGAUGAAAUUUUUUGGGAAAUUAAUCAAGGACAUCCAUUAGAUUUUUUACCUUGGCUUUUGCCUAUUUACAUUAAUCACACGCAAAAAAUAUGCCAUUGGUCUGCCACUAUUCGCAAAUUUAUUUUGGAGCGGGUAAUUAAUGAAAGAGAGUUGCAUAUCGAUAUAGAUGAACCUGACAUUGAUUUUACAGAUGCGCUCCUGAAGAGUCUUAUAGAAAAUAAAAAUGUGUCACGUAAUACAAUUAUUUUUAUGCUAGAAGAUUUUAUAGGUGGUCACUCAGCUGUUGGAAACUUAGUUAUGCUAGCUCUUGCUUACGUAGCCAAGGAUCCUGUUAUUGGAAAAAAAAUUCAAUGCGAAAUCGAUUGUGUAUCCGAAAGCAGUCAACGAACUAUUACCUUACAUGAUAUGGAUAAAAUGCCUUAUACCAUGGCUACUAUAUUGGAAGUCUUACGAUACUCAUCGUCACCCAUUGUUCCCCAUGUAGCCACAGAGGAUACAUCGAUAUCAGGUUAUGACAUUACUAGCGGCAGUAUUGUUUUUAUAAAUAAUUAUGUGCUCAACAUGAGCCAGAAGUACUGGAAGGAUCCUGAUAGAUUUCAACCAGAAAGAUUUUUAGAAGAAGUGACUAGUAGUGUGUCAAUGCCACAAAAAUGUUAUGGCAAAAGGAGAUGCUCCGAAGAGUCUGAUUCAGGUAUUGAGUUUGAAAAAGAUGCAAGAAUACACAAUUCUUCUGCUGAACAUCAAUAUAUACCAAGCAAGUUAAAUAAACAAAAUAUGAGAGAAAACUAUAAGCCAAAAAAAUUGCAGCUAAAAAAGAAUAUUCCCCAUUUUUUGCCUUUCAGUAUUGGAAAGCGCACAUGCAUUGGACAAAAUUUGGUGCGUGGAUUUGGAUUUGUUUUGUUAGCCAAUAUAAUAAAAACAUACAAUAUAAAUAGUGUUGAUCUUUCAACAAUUAAAAUAAAACCUGCUAGCGUAGCUUUACCUACAAUUUGCUUUCCGUUAGUAUUAACACCAAGAGUAUAAUAUUCAAUUUUUUAACAAUGGUUGAAACACGUAUAUAAUAUUCAACAUACAUUUAAUAUAUAUUGAAUUAUUUUAGUGCGGUAAUGCAAUUUAAUUUGUUUUCAUGGCUUUUUGUUUUUGCUCACACGUUUUAAGUAUUGCAUUAGGAAGUAAAGAAGCACAUUGAGUUAUUAAAUAUUAUAAAUAGCUCAUAAGCCGAUACCAUGAAGCUUAAAGGCAUAUUCCAAUAUAUAUAGUUCUAUAUAUGCAUGUCUAACAUAUAUAUGUAUGAAAAUAAAUAAUAUGUGUAAGCGAAUGUUAAAUAUCUGCUCUUAUAUUUUAAACAAUUGAAGAAUAUAUCUUGUCCUAUACGUAUUUUAAGUCUAUAUUUUGAAUCUUUAAGUUCUCUUCAUGCA
Messenger RNA from Drosophila novamexicana, 2808 nucleotides. RefSeq names its product cytochrome P450 307a1-like. Bases 1067 to 2413 code for a protein of 448 amino acids. The record is from RefSeq and is a predicted model, not a curated record. Gene Ontology annotation, molecular function: monooxygenase activity; oxidoreductase activity, acting on paired donors, with incorporation or reduction of molecular oxygen; iron ion binding. NCBI's taxonomy places the organism in Eukaryota, Metazoa, Arthropoda, Insecta, Diptera, Drosophilidae. The transcript has 3 exons.